This is a messenger RNA of Chlorocebus sabaeus (green monkey), 1701 nucleotides long. NCBI's taxonomy places the organism in Eukaryota, Metazoa, Chordata, Mammalia, Primates, Cercopithecidae. The record is from RefSeq and is a predicted model, not a curated record.
AUGACACUGAGUGGUACAUUCCUCCGAAGCAGGGACCGCGUCCAUUCUCCUUCGGGUGGGAGUGGAAGUGCUCUGCGCACAGUGGGCACGCUGCUGAUAAGGCUGUCUGGUCAGGGAAGUGGACCGGGAACAGCGCAUUUCCUGCUUCGCCUGUGCAAAUCCCAGGCGGGGCCAAGCGGGAACGGGGACACGGUCGAGGAGUCGCCCGCUUCCAGGGCGGAGUUGGGGGGCAGCCUCGAGGGGACACGCCGGACCAGGGAGGGAUGCACGUGGAGGGAGUGGGAGAGGGCCUCCAAGUCAAAUGUAUAUUCCCGUCCUGGGGCGAGGGGAGCGCGCAUCCCCAAAUUCCCUCUCGCUGUAGCCCUUUUUUUUCAGUCCCCACGGGGAGAGGCCGGCGCAGCAGAGGACAACGGCAUAGGUUGGGUAGGACCCGCACUGCAGCAUCUGCGGGGCUCCGACCUGGGACGGACCUCCAAGGCCGGGGGCGAGCAGCAGCAGAGCCGGUGGCGGCGAUCUUCCGGGCCAUUCCCUCCCCCCUACCCCUCCCCUCCCGCCUGCGACCUUCGACCUCCAUCCCGGACCCACGGGGAACUGGCCCGGGGACAAGGAGGAGACGUUAAAGGGAUACCAUUGUCUAGUCAUCCACGGGCCGCCUGGAGUUUUCCCAGGAUUUGCAGCGCGCACUCCCCUCCCCCGCCCCCACAGACUUGCUUUCCAGCGCCAACCCGGAUCUGCCUAGGUGCCCACGGGUCCUUCCCGAUCGACUUGAGUGUCCUUCCUCCAGCUCUUGCUUUCCCAGCAUCGAAAACACAAAAGCCUGCCGGAAAUCACCCAGCCUUUGCCUGGUCACUCAGGGGCCCACGGAUAAGCGUGGCUCCGAUUCCUCCAUGUCAAACCCACGGUUCGCCACCUACCCGAGUUAAUUUCUGCGCCCGCUGACCAAAGGCCCCAACUGGCAACGGGCACAGCUUCUUGGUGCGCUAGUCGCUUCCUUGCCCAGCCUGUCAAGCCUCAGGUCCGGCCCAGGGACCCGGGGACGUGAGCGCAAUUAGUAGCCGGGAGUCCUGCGACCCUGGACCGUGCAGUGCUAAGGCACCCGGCCGGCUAUGCGAGCGGUGUACUCGGCUCUUACUUGUGAAACUUGUUUUCCCCAACCCCCUGCGUAAAUCUCUCGUGUUGAGAAAAGCAAGGCUUGCAGGAAGCCACUCCGGAUGUUUGCUGCUUUACAUGUGGCAUUUGUGGCUGGCUCUGAUAACGUCCCGGGGCACCAUGUAUUAAAGUGAAGAGACUGAAAUAGAAGGCUCCACACACCGCGCGCGGGUCAGCGACGUCGCCGCCCUCCACACUGCCCCCCGAAAAUAAAUGACAAGCGAAUGAUCAGAAGAAAUGAGAUCUAACUGGGUCACAGUAUGUAAAAGGGACUAGAGUUGGAAGACCACCACAAUUCUCCCCUGUAAAUUUGUAAACUGUGAAUUUAUGAUCCCAGGGAGGGUGUUAUAAGAAGUAGGGGGAGGGGCGCCAAAAUCUACUCCAACUUAUGAUGUGUACUUUCACCUGAUUUCUCUUACCCGACCAAGAUCCGUCCCCAGGAACAAGGGCAAAUAAAAAUAGGGAAACUCGGCCGGGCGCGGUGGCUCACGCCUGUAAUCCCAGCACUUUGGGAGGCCAAGGCGGGCGGAUCACCUGAGGUCAGGAGUUUGA